Molecule: messenger RNA, 542 nt
Organism: Dentiscutata heterogama
Lineage: Eukaryota; Fungi; Glomeromycota; Glomeromycetes; Diversisporales; Gigasporaceae
Source: the annotation of a GenBank genome assembly
AACAUCAUGAAAAUGAUAAUAUACAGAGUGAUGAAAAUGAAGAGGAUUCAUCAGAUGAAAAUGACACUGAUUUAUCAGAUGAUGAUGAAAGAAAAAAGGAAGACAAAAACAAAUUUUUCACGUCAGUAAUUGAAGCAUUGGGUAAUUUUUAUGACAAUUAUGACAAAGAACAGACUAAAGCUAAGCGCAGAAAGAAAAAGAAAAAAACAAAAAGGACUGAUUAUAAUUUUGGAGACAAGGAAAAUAUUAUUUGCAAUCCUCCAACGUCUUUUUAUACAAAAAUUCCUGAAGAAGACACUAUUGAUAAAUUUUCAAAAACUUCCGACACUGUCGAAUUAAAAUUUAAUGAAAAAAAUGUUGCAAGUAAAAAAGUUGACAAGAAAGAUCAAAAAAAAGUCUAUGACCUUAUAUUGAAAGAUCAGCCAAAAACAGUUCAAAUAAUUAUCUCUGCGAUUGAUACAUCUAAUAGUUAUAUUGAUUACGUCUUGUCAACAUGGAAAAAUCCAUCUGAUUAUUAUAGCGAAAAAAAUGCAAUUCAAUGA